Messenger RNA from Papaver somniferum (opium poppy), 874 nucleotides. Its product is annotated as cyclic pyranopterin monophosphate synthase, mitochondrial-like. NCBI's taxonomy places the organism in Eukaryota, Viridiplantae, Streptophyta, Magnoliopsida, Ranunculales, Papaveraceae. Gene Ontology annotation, biological process: Mo-molybdopterin cofactor biosynthetic process. The record is from RefSeq and is a predicted model, not a curated record. The coding region runs from base 170 to 874 and encodes 234 amino acids. The transcript is spliced from 4 exons.
AAAAAGAAGGCAAUGAGGGAAUAGGGAUAGGGGCUCAGAGGGGAAGAAAGGGAAAAACAAAGUCGCUGCCUUCGUUUUACUGGUUGAAACAUUCAGCUGGUGUUGAACUGAAGAUUACUGAAUGCUUGCUCUUGGGAAAGGAAAAGGUCUCAACUAAAUAAUACCCACCAUGAUUCUUCGGCAAAUGGCGACGAAACUUCAUACUUGUAAUAUAUACUUGCACACUAACAAAAACAGCGCAGAUCUUGCAAAUGCAAUCGCUGAGUUCAACAAGGAGAUGGAGUCAGUUUUUGGCGAUCCUCCUCCUGUUGGUAAUGGUAGCUCCAUGAACAACCUUCCAUUAACUCAAGACACUGCAUUUGUACCUCCAGGCAUCAAAGAAAAUAUAAACGAGAAACACCUAACGCACAUUAGCAAAAGUGGGGAGGCUCAGAUGGUAGAUGUAUCUAUGAAGGAAACAACCAAGAGAGUUGCCAUUGCAGGUUGCAGAGUUAUUCUGGGGCAAAAGGCGUUCAAUAUGGUCUCUGAAAAUCAAAUAACCAAAGGAGAUGUCCUCACUGUUGCAAAGAUUGCUGGUGUCAAUGGUGCAAAGCAAACAAGCAACCUAAUUCCAUUAUGUCAUAAUAUUAGUUUGACCCAUAUUCGAGUCGACCUUACAUUGAAUAAGAAGGAUUUUAGUGUUGAGAUAGAAGGAGAAGCUGCGACAACGGGGAAAACCGGGGUAGAAAUGGAAGCCAUGACAGCUGUUACCAUUGCUGGCCUCACAGUUUAUGAUAUGUGCAAGGCUGCUUCGAAAGAUAUCCAAAUUACAGAUGUUAGGCUUGAGCAUAAGAUGGGGGGGGGGGGGGGGGGGGGGGUGGGGGGAAUGGUCUAG